UCAGCACUCGCGGUUUCUCGUGUGAUUGGCUUCAAUUUAAAGAUGGCGGCGCCCAUGGGAAGAUUGACGUGGGACUAAAAAGUGAGCAAUGGGUCGGAAGCGAGGAGGGAAAAGCUCCAAGGCUGCGGCAUCAGGAGGGAGAGGUCAUCGUCACAUACACAAAUUUGAAAGAAAUUUCAGGGACUACCCGCAGGAUGUCGCAAAUCCAGAUCAUCCAUCUGGAUCAGCUGAAGAUGACGAUCCCUACAAGAUCCCAUGCCCCCUGGCCAUGUGGGACCUUCAGCACUGCGAUCCCAAGAAGUGCACGGGUCGGAAGUUAGCCAGAAAGGGCCUGCUCAGGACACUACGGCUAGCCCAGAGAUUCAAUGGGGUUAUUCUCUCACCUCUGGGAACAAACUGUAUCUCACCACAGGACAGACACAUUGUAGAAGAGAAAGGAAUCGCUGUGAUAGAUUGCUCCUGGGCCAAGCUCGAGGAGACGCCAUUUGAUAAGAUGAGGGGAGGUCAGCCAAGACUCCUCCCAUACCUCGUUGCCGCAAAUCCUAUCAACUACGGCAGGCCGUGUAAGCUGUCAUGCGUUGAGGCAUUCGCUGCAACUUUCUACAUAGUCGGUCUGCCUGAGUAUGGCAUGCAGCUUCUGAAACGAUUCAAGUGGGGACCAGGUUUCUACCAGCUCAACCAGGAAGUUCUUGAUAACUAUGCGGCUUGUAAGACCAGCGCUGAUGUAAUUGAAGCACAGAGCAAAUGGAUGGAGAAGUUACAACAAGAAGAUGCACAGAGAUACAAUACUGAUCUUAUGGACCUUGACAUGGAGAAGGAAACUUGUAAUUUGAAUCGGCAACCUCAGUACUCGAUGCCAGAUUCAGAGUCCGGAGACUCCUCAGAGGAGGACUCUGAAGAAGAAGAGGAGGUCGACGAGGAGGACGAUGAGGAAAGUGAAGAUGAUGAUGCGGACAACGAUGCAGAAGAUCAAGAUGUCGUGGAUGAGGAGCAGCCACAAAUUGUGAAAGGAGACACAGAAGAUAAAAUGGAUGGGGCAGAGGCAAGAAGCAUCAAGAAGAAAGACUCGAACAUCCCUAGAGAAUCUUUAGAUCAUCCAGCAGAUGGAGAUGCUGCCAAUGUAGAGAGUGGAACAAUUCAAAAGCGACGGGAUGAUCUUCAGAACAAAUGCAGUGACUCGGACCUUACUAGACAAACCGCUUCUCUCAAUGAAGAGAGGACUCACGGCAAGGAUGAGAUCUUAAGAACUCAGAGUGAAAAACUGAAGGAGGGUUUGUCCGAUGAAAUCAGUGAAUCAUUAGAAUGCAUUAGCAUUACGAAAGAAUAGGGCCCCCAAUAGUCAACUCUCAAAAACCUUAAAAACCAUGGUGCUAUGUAAAAGGAGGAGGUCUCAUAAAUCAAAAACGUAGUCCCACAUAAUCCUUGCAGGAAAAUAAC
Molecule: messenger RNA, 1437 nt
Organism: Asterias rubens (European starfish)
Lineage: Eukaryota; Metazoa; Echinodermata; Asteroidea; Forcipulatida; Asteriidae
Product: ribosome biogenesis protein TSR3 homolog
Exons: 6
Coding region: 89-1327 (412 amino acids)
Biological process (GO): maturation of SSU-rRNA
Molecular function (GO): rRNA small subunit aminocarboxypropyltransferase activity
Source: RefSeq, a predicted model, not a curated record